Messenger RNA from Phyllostomus hastatus (greater spear-nosed bat), 2384 nucleotides. RefSeq names its product selenoprotein O (gene SELENOO). The record is from RefSeq and is a predicted model, not a curated record. NCBI's taxonomy places the organism in Eukaryota, Metazoa, Chordata, Mammalia, Chiroptera, Phyllostomidae. The transcript has 9 exons.
ACGUGGGGUGGGGCUUCCUGUCGGGGCCGGGAGGUUUCCGCCGAAGCGGCGCCGCUUAUGGCCUCGCUCAAAGCCGCGAUCGGGGAGUCUCUCGCGGCUGCCCGCACCCUGUCGCCGCUUCUCGGCUGCCGCCCGCCACCCGCGCUCUGCUCCACCUCGGCCGCCGCCCACGGCGCCGCCAUGGAGCCGGCGCCCCGUUGGCUGGCGGGGCUGCGCUUCGACAACCGUGCACUGCGCGCACUGCCGGUGGAGACGCCUCCACCGGACCCUGAGGGCGCAGCGACCGUGCCGCGGCUGGUGCCCGGGGCCUGCUUCAGCCGCGUGCGGCCCGCGCCCCUGCGGCAGCCGCGCCUCGUGGCGCUGUCGGAGCCCGCGCUGGCGCUGCUGGGCCUGGGCGCGCCGCCCGCCGACGCCGCCGCCCGCGAGGCGCGCGAGGCCGAGGCCGCGCUGUUCUUCAGCGGCAACGCCCUGCUGCCGGGCGCCGAGCCGGCCGCGCACUGCUACUGCGGCCACCAGUUCGGCCAGUUCGCCGGGCAGCUCGGGGACGGCGCCGCCAUGUAUCUGGGCGAGGUGUGCACGGAGGCCGGCGAGCGCUGGGAGCUGCAGCUCAAGGGCGCCGGCCCCACGCCCUUCUCCAGACAGGCCGACGGCCGCAAGGUGCUGCGGUCCAGCAUCCGGGAGUUCCUGUGCAGCGAGGCCAUGUUCCACCUGGGGGUGCCCAGCACGCGGGCGGGCGCCUGCGUCACGUCCGAGUCCACGGUCGUGCGCGACGUGUUCUACGACGGCAACCCCAAGCCGGAGCCGUGCGCGGUCGUGCUGCGGAUAGCCCCCACCUUCCUCAGGUUCGGGUCCUUUGAGAUCUUCAAGCCCGAGGACGAGGACACGGGGCGCGCAGGCCCCAGCGUGGGGAGGAACGACAUCCGAGUGCAGAUGCUGGACUACGCCAUCGGCACGUUCUACCCUGAGAUCCAGGCCGCUCACGCCGGCGACCCCGUGCAGAGGAACGCCGCCUUCUUCCGCGAGGUGACGCGGCGCACGGCCCGGCUGGUGGCCGAGUGGCAGUGUGUCGGCUUCUGCCACGGCGUGCUCAACACGGACAACAUGAGCAUCGUGGGGCUCACCAUCGACUACGGGCCCUUCGGCUUCCUGGACAGGUACGACCCCGACCACGUGUGCAACGCCUCGGACAGCGCCGGGCGCUACGCCUACAGCGAGCAGCCCGAGGUGUGCAAGUGGAACCUGCAGAAGCUGGCCGAGGCCCUGCAGCCCGAGCUGCCCCUGGAGGCGGGCGAGGCCAUCCUGGCCGAGGAGUUCGACGCCGAGUUCCGCAGGCACCACCUGCACAAGAUGCGCCGGAAGCUGGGGCUCGUGCAGGCCGAGCGGGAGGAGGACGCGGCCCUGGCGGCCAAGCUCCUGGAGACCAUGCAGCUGACCGGUGCCGACUUCACGAACACCUUCCGCCUGCUGAGCUCCUGCCCCAUGGGGCCGGAGCCCGUGGACUUGGCCGAGUUCCUGACCGCACUGACGGAGCAGUGUGCCUCCCUGGAGGAGCUGAGGCUCGCCUUCCGACCCCAGAUGGACCCCCGGCAGCUGUCCAUGAUGCUGAUGCUGGCGCAGUCGAACCCGCAGCUCUUCGCGCUCAUGGGCACGCGGGCCGGCAUCACCAGGGAGCUGGAGCGGGUGGAGCAGCAGUCGCGGCUGCAGCAGCUGAGCCCGGCCGAGCUGCUGAGCAGGAACAGGAGCCACUGGGCCGACUGGCUCCGGGAGUACAGAGCCAGACUGGAGAAGGACAGGGAUGCUGCCGGUGACGCCGACGCCUGGCAGGCCGAGCACGUGCGUGUCAUGCACGCCAACAACCCCAGAUACGUCCUGCGGAACUACAUCGCGCAGAACGCCAUCGAAGCUGCCGAGAACGGCGACUUUUCAGAGGUGCGGCGGGUGCUGAAGCUGCUGGAGGCCCCGUACCAGAGGGAGGGGGAGGCCGCCGAGGUGCCCGAGGUGCCCGAGGCCGCCGAGCCCGAGGGAGCCGGCGGGGCGGCGGAGAGGCGGCGCUCCUACAGCAGCAAGCCCCCGCUCUGGGCGGCGGAGCUCUGCGUCACAUGAUCCUCGUAACCGCCUUGGGGACCUCCACCCGGGGAGGCCCCCAAGGCCCCAAGUCCUGCUGAGCCCACGAGGCAGGCCCAGCCGGGGGGCGGGGCAGCCCCCCCGCGCCCGUCUCUCCAUGACGGCAGGGACGUCCAGUCGGCACCCGAUCCGUCCCUGUCCGACCCGGACUCGGCACCUGGCGCGGGCCCGCGCCCGCACCUGCCCCAGGAGGAGCCGCGCUGUGCCAGGAGCGCUCUGCGGGGCGCCGGGCCCUAAAUAAAACAGUGGCUUCCACGGCC